Zingiber officinale is the source of this 1455-nucleotide messenger RNA. RefSeq names its product zinc finger MYM-type protein 1-like. NCBI's taxonomy places the organism in Eukaryota, Viridiplantae, Streptophyta, Magnoliopsida, Zingiberales, Zingiberaceae. Bases 1 to 1455 code for a protein of 484 amino acids. The transcript has 5 exons. The record is from RefSeq and is a predicted model, not a curated record.
AUGGAAGUAUUUAAUACGCAUGUUGGUGGUGUAGCUAGUGCUCAUAAUGAUGCAAGAACACAAUUUGAGGCUUUUCAAAAUCAACGACAAAGUGUGUCACAUUUGCUACAAGCACAAGGGCAUGGAAUGGAGGUUGCAUAUCACACUCGAUUAACGGCAACUUUAGAUGUUACACGCUUUCUUUUGAAACAAGGUUUGUCUUUCCGUGGACAUGAUGAGUCAUUGAAUUCCUCAAAUAAAGGUAACUUUCUUGAAUUGAUUGAGUGGUAUACCCAAAGAAAUGAUGAGGUUGCCAAGACCAUGAAUGAAAAUGCCCCUGGAAACAAUCAAAUGAAGUCUCCAACAGUUCAAAAGGAUUUAACACGGGCUUGUGCUGCUGAAGUCACAAAUGUCAUUCUUAAUGAUAUAAAAGACAAUAUAUUUUCUCUUAUGAAUGAUAUUGAUGAAUUGUUUGCAAAACAUAAGUUGUCAUUAUCAAGAUUGAGAGGUCAAGGAUAUGAUGGAGCUUCAAAUAUGCGAGGUGAGUAUAAUGGAUUGAAGGCUCUUAUAUUGAAGGAAAAUUCAUCUGCAAGGUAUGUCCAUUGUUUUGCUCACCAACUUCAACUAGUUGUUGUUGCAGUUGCUAAAAGCAAUCAAAUUGUGAGUGAUUUCUUCCAAUAUGUUACUAUGAUUGUGAAUAUUACUGGUGCUUCAUGCAAAAGAAAAGAUAAGUUUAGACAACUUGAACAUGAUAGACUUGUAGAAUGUUUGGAGAAAGGAGAUAUUGUUAGUGUGCUUGAAAAUGUGCAUGAUGAUGGUACUAAUGAUAAUAAUAGUGGUAUCGCCACCAGUUUGAUUGAUAAGAUGGAGAGUUAUGAAUUUGUGUUUGUGAUGCAUUUGAUGAAAUCUUUAUUGGAAAUCACAAAUAAAUUGUCACUUGCCUUACAACAAAAGGAUCAAAACAUUGUACUGGCUGUCAGUUUGAUCAAGACAAUGAAAGUUCGAUUACAAAAAUUGAGAGACGAAGGAUGGGAGAAUUUUUUGGACGUCGUCAACAAAUUUUGUAGUAACCAUAUGAUCCCAGUACCGAAUAUGGAAGAAAACAUGAGAACUCGUGGUUGCAGCAGACGUAAUGGACAAAUGAUUACUAAUUUUCAUCACUAUCGUGUUGAAAUUUUUUGUCAGGUUCUUGAUAUGAUGGUUCAAGAGAUGAGUAAUCGGUUUUCAGAAUCAAGUACGGAGGUACUUACUUGCAUUGCUUGCUUAGAUCCAAAGGACUCUUUUUCUCAAUUUGAUAUUGGUAAACUACUUCACCUUGCUGAACUUUAUCUAGAGGACUUUUCAUUGACUGAUCGUGUAAUACUUGAGGACCAACUUGAGACUUACAUUCAAAAUGUACGAGUUACAACUGCUUCUGUUGAAAGAGUUUUUUCUGCGAUGAAAAUUAUCAAGAUUGAUUUGCGUAAUAGGAUGUGA